UUUAGCUUCCCCUACAAUAUGUAACAUAACCGCAAUUGGAGAAAAGUGUAGUGAAAAUAUUCUUGAAAUAGUUUUUCAUGAAUUUCCGCACAUUUUUCCCUUUUUUGCAUCCCUAGACGUCCUAUUGGUGGGGGGCUUGUGGCAUUUUUUGUAGCCAAACGUGAAAGUAGAUAGCUUCCGUAUGUUUUGUUGCCUACGCAAUUGCUUGGGGGAUGCAUUCACCACUCAAACGGUUCCGGUGCGUCCCCGUGAGAAUCCCAUUCAUCUGGAUACAACUCACAUGGGGCACGAGGUUGUGCUAGUAAAGAAUGGACAGAGAGUUUGUGGAUCAGGGGGUGUUUUGGCAACGGCCCCACUGGUACAGUCCAAAUCCUACUUUGAGGUGAAACUCCAACAGAAUGGACACUGGUCCAUAGGACUCGCCACAAGAAAUACAGAUCUCAAUAAGGCCAAGGGUGGAACUGAUGCAGACUCUUGGUGCCUGGGCUCAGACAACAUUGUCUGGCACAGUGAUCAGGAAGUACAUCGUCUGCAGAAAGCCCCCGAUGGGGAUGAGAAGCAAGAUGAAGUAUUGCAUUUACCAGCAGAAGGGGAUACAAUUGGGAUUGCUUUUGAUCACGUUGAGCUCAAUUUUUACGUGAAUGGACAGAAACUCGAUGUACCCGUGCUCAAUGUUCGAGGCACCGUCUAUCCUGCACUAUUUGUCGAUGAUGGAGCUGUUCUUGACAUCCUCUUGGAUAAUUUCACAUACCCACCCCCGGUGGGCUUUGAGAAAAUCAUGCUGGAGCAGUCACUCCUCUAGGGGGACAUCCUCCCAUGUUGGAACAUCACAUUUUAUCAUUUAUGAGCUUUAACUGUGAAUCUGAGCAUCUAACCCUGAUCACAUCACAAAAAAAGAAUCUUAAUGUACUUAUUCGUAACAUUCCGCGAAUUUCAGCAUUCCACAAGGGCAUGAAUGACUUCGAGAGCUGCUAUGGAGAGAACCAAUAUGCUUGUGAAUCGAAUGGGAGAGAAUAAAUUAUUAAGAAAAUUAUUUUAUGGUCAAA
Messenger RNA from Lutzomyia longipalpis, 1046 nucleotides. RefSeq names its product SPRY domain-containing protein 7. Gene Ontology annotation, molecular function: protein binding. The record is from RefSeq and is a predicted model, not a curated record. The coding region runs from base 182 to 802 and encodes 206 amino acids. The transcript is spliced from 2 exons. NCBI's taxonomy places the organism in Eukaryota, Metazoa, Arthropoda, Insecta, Diptera, Psychodidae.